AUGGCGAUCUGUACUUAUAACGCACGUACGCUUGCAUCGGAAGCGGAAGAUCUGAUGAUGCAAGCCAAGAAGAUCAAGUACGACGUCAUCGGACUGACCGAGACGAGACGACGUCACCCUCUCAACGCCGUAUAUGAAACUGGAGAAGAACUGUUCUUAGGAACAUGCGACAGUAGAGGUGUUGGUGGAGUUGGCGUCCUCGUCAACACGAGUAUGGCAAAGAACAUCGACUCUUUUGAACAACUUACGACCCGAAUCGGACGUCUGCGGAUGAGAAGAUGUGGCCCAAUACCAGCUUUGACUAUCUUCGUCGUUUACGCUCCAACAUCAAGCUACGAAGAAGAAGAAGUCGAAGCUUUCUAUAUGGACCUGGAGAAGUUCUACCAAGAAGAUCAUGCCUUCUACAAGGUCAUAGUUGGCGAUUUCAACGCUAAGGUUGGCCCACGAAGAACGCCGGAGGAACUUCACAUCGGGGCCCACGGCCUACAAUGGAAUGACCAGGGAGAGAGGCUCUCCGAGUUCAUCAUGACGACUAAGACCAUCCAUGGGAACUCGCAAUUUCAGAAGCCCUCUUCUUUACGCUGGACGCGGGAGUCACCCGGUGGAGGGUACCGUAAUGAAAUAGACCACAUCAUCGUCAAUAAAAGGUUCUGCCUGACGGACGUCGGUGUUGUACCAAAGUUCUAUACGGGAUCGGACCAUCGCCUCCUCCGAGGAAGAUUUUCCUUCACAAGGAGAGCAGAGAAAGCCGCCAAGUUCAGAGAGAGAAAUCCCAGGACUACCAUCAACUGGGAUCUCUUCGCUACGCUAGCCGGCUUUUGGGAAGAUUCUGCAAUGGACAACAUCGACGAGGAAUAUGACCGGCUUGUCGAACACCUUCACGACUGCGCGAAGAAGGCUGAGACAGCACGAGCCGCAGGGAACCAAGAACUCACGUCCGAGCUCGCAAGGCUUUGCCGAGAGGCGAUAAAGGAAGACCUUAAAGAGAGAAGAGCAGAAGUGCUGGCUGAAGCUGCAGAGGCGGGGAAAAGCAUCCGCUAUGCCCGUCGAGACUUCGCCAGUCGCAAGACGAGGAUGACUGCUCUCCGGAACCCAAAGGGAACAGCCAUUGCAUCGAGAAGGGGGAUGGAGAAAAUCAUCCACGACUUCUACUCUGAUCUCUUCGACAGCCAUGUCCACUUGCCUCCUCACCAUCUGAGGGAAGAUGGACAAGUCAUUCCAGAGGUUCUCCCGUCCGAAAUACGACAUGCUAUCAUGUCGGUAAGAAAUCGUACGGCACCCGGUCCCGAUAGAAUAAGACCAGAACACCUGAAGAGCCUUCCGCCAGUACUCAUCAACACCCUGGCGAGGCUCUUUACACGUUAUCUGUCGGAAUGCAAGGUUCCUAAACAGUGGAAGACCAGCAAGACCAUGUUGUUGUAUAAAAAGGGAGAUCCACAUGACAUCGGCAACUAUCGCCCAAUCUGUCUACUGUCCGUCAUCUACAAGCUCUUUACAAGAGUAAUCCUUAAUAGGAUUGAAAAAGUCUUGGAUGAAGGACAGCCAUGCGAGCAAGCAGGGUUUCGAAAAGGAUUCAGCACGAUUGACCACAUUCACACUGUUUCGAAACUCAUCGAGGUAUCACGAGAGUACAAGAUGCCGCUCUGUCUCACCUUCAUCGACUUAAAGAAGGCUUUCGACUCGGUUGAGACGGAAGGGUCGUGGAAGCCUUGGACAACCAAGGCGUCCCUACUCAAUAUAUAA
Necator americanus (New World hookworm) is the source of this 1743-nucleotide messenger RNA. RefSeq lists its product as uncharacterized. The record is from RefSeq and is a predicted model, not a curated record. NCBI's taxonomy places the organism in Eukaryota, Metazoa, Nematoda, Chromadorea, Rhabditida, Ancylostomatidae. Gene Ontology annotation, molecular function: catalytic activity. Bases 1 to 1743 code for a protein of 580 amino acids. The transcript has 2 exons.